Messenger RNA from Nerophis ophidion (straightnose pipefish), 3982 nucleotides. RefSeq names its product gastrula zinc finger protein XlCGF57.1-like. Lineage: Eukaryota; Metazoa; Chordata; Actinopteri; Syngnathiformes; Syngnathidae. The transcript has 3 exons. Gene Ontology annotation, molecular function: RNA polymerase II cis-regulatory region sequence-specific DNA binding; DNA-binding transcription factor activity. Gene Ontology annotation, biological process: regulation of transcription by RNA polymerase II. Bases 484 to 1782 code for a protein of 432 amino acids. The record is from RefSeq and is a predicted model, not a curated record.
UUCCUGCGGCCACAAAGAGCGGUCCUAGUGCCCUCCAUGUAUCCUAACCGCCAUUGAACCAACAAAAAAAAAAGACGAACGACGAAGCCAAGUUGGAAGUGGUCCAUGGAAAGGUUGAUAGCGCGUCCUCCUGUACUGUAGAAUGUAGUAUGGACCAUAGGACAGGACGAAGAAGUCCCGUUAAGAAGCUGUGGAGGCCUAAGAUGCUCUACUAGUCUGCUGGAAAUCCAAAGAAGACGAAGGAGUAAAAAGCAAAAUGGCGUUUGACAGAGAAGGCCUAAAUACAUGUACGCAUAUAUGUCGUUUAGUAGAUGAUACUAUGUUAGUCAUUGUUUGUAUCCGGAUACAUUAGUCUGAGCGCCUUUAUCGCGUCUUGUGCUAGUUAGCUUAGCUUGUUAGCUGCUAACAAAGAGACGCGGACGUUAUCAACACAUCGCUAAGUAGAGAUCAAAUGUGAGUGUAAAGUGUUGUGAUUGUGUGAAAAUGUGCGAAAGAGCCAUAGCAAAGUAUGAGGAGGAACUUUGUCCAACAAAAGAGGAGAAGGAGCGACAACAUCAACUACCGGACGCUGUUUUCAAGAAACAUCAAGUUGUAUUACACAGAACAGACGUCCAGCAGCCCCCUCACAUUAAAGAGGAAGAGGAGGAAGUGUGGAUCACUCAGGAGGAAGAGUGUCUUCUAGGACAGGAGGAGGCUGAUCUCAGCAAGUUUCCACUGACUGUUGUCUCUCUGAAGACUGAAGAGCAUGAAGACAAACCACCUGAGUCCUCACAGCUUCAUCACAGUCCAAAUGUCUGUGAAGAACAACUUCUGCCUGAAAAACAGGAGUGUAGCUUUGGGAUGGUGAAGGAGGAUCCAUCAAAGAGGAAGACCAGGCGCCACGAACCUUCUGGCGUCUCCUUUUCCACUUUGACACAGACCCUUCCCUGUAAAAAGGAAGAGGAAGACUCACUGACCCCCCACAUUAAAGAGGAAGAGGAGGAACACAGCAUCAGUCAGGAGGGAGAUCAUCUUGAAGGACUGGUGGAGUUCCCAGUGACUAGUGUCCCUGUGAAGAGUGAAGAUGAUGAGGUCAAAGGUGAAGGUGAGGAGAGGGGAGGGGCGGAGCCUCCAAGCAGCAGCUCAACACAACACAUGACAACAGAAGCUGAUGGAGACCACUGUGGAGGAUCACAAGCAGACAAGCUCUUAGCUCCACUAUCAGAUAGUGAGGACACAACGUCACACUCUCCUUACACUGAUGAUGAAGACUCUAAAGAUGAUAAGACAUGUCACACUGACAACACUCACUUCAAAUGUUCUCUCUGUGACAAAACCUUUAAAUUACCUUGUUAUCUGAAAAGACACAUGAGAAUACACACUGGAGAAAAACCUUUUAUAUGUUCAAUCUGUGGUAAAAGUUUUACACACAGUCAACAUUUGAUAAGACGCAUUAGAACACACACUGGAGAAAAACCUUUUUCCUGUUUAACCUGUGGUAAAGGUUUUAUACACAGUCAUGAUUUGAAAGUACACAUUAGAACACGCACUGGUGAAAAACCUUUUUCCUGUUCAAUCUGUGGUAAAGGUUUUACACAAAGUCAGACUUUGAAAAGACACAUGAGAACACACACUGGUGAAAAAUUACAUUCCUGUUCAAUCUGCAACAGAAGCUUUUGUCAACGAUCAACCCUUAGAUCACACAUGAGAAGACACUCAGGAGAGAAAGUGUUGAGUUGCAGUGUGUGUGGUGAAAGUUUCUCUUUUAAGAAGCAGUGUGAGAAACACAAGUGUGCUAGUUAGAACAGCAGCAGCAAUUGAAACUGCAGGAUUUGAAAUAAGCUGUCAAGACUUUAAAGGGUAACAUUAUCACCAGACCUUUGUAAGCGUCAAUAUGUACCUUGAUGUUGCAGAAAAAAAGACCAUAUGUUCUUUUAACCGAUUUCCGAACUCUAAAAGGGUGAAUUUGGCGAUUGAAACGCCUUUCAAUUGUUCGCUGUCGGAGCAAUGACCUUUCACCUGUGACGUUACAACGGGAAGCAAUCCGCCAUUUUCUCAAACACAUUACACACACCAAGUCAAAUCAGCUCUGUUAUUUUCCGUUUUUUCGUCUGUUUUCUGUAUCUUGGAGACAUUAUGCCUCAUGAGUGUGUUGUCGGAGGGUGUAACAACACGAACAGGGACUGAUUCAAGUUGACUUACUUGGAGUGUGUUAAUCAGACAUAUCAAUGGUCACGGCAUGCUAAUCGAUGCUAAAAUGCUAUUUAGGCUAGCUGUAUGUACAUAUUGCAUCAUUAUGCCUCAUUUGUAGCUAUAUUUGCAUCCAGCCUUUCCUUCCACCCACAUUUAAUGCCAAACAAACACAUACCAAUCGACGGAUUCAAGUUGCACCGCACCGGAAUCAGAAAAGUUUUUAUUGCCACUGUUCGAGAAUGGGUUAACAAACAAGGAAUUUUACUUUGCGCAAUCGUGCAACAUAAAAGACGUAUAAUACAGAAUAGAAUAACAUGAGCUGUAACUGAGCUACCAGAUCCUGUUAUUGUUCACGUGUCUGAUGGCCGACGGGAAAAACUGUUUAGAUGCCGGGAGGUGUGGGUCUGGAUGGACCGUAGUCUCCUGCCUGAGGGGAGAGGAGAGAAUAUUUUGUGUCCUGGGUGAGAAGAGUCAGCUGUGAUCCGCCCCACACGCCUCCUGGUCCUGGAGGAGAACAGGUCCUGGAGGGGUGGAAGUUUGCAGCCAAUCACCUUCUCAGCAGCACGUACAUUGCGCUGCAAUCGAUGCUUGUCCCGGACUGUGGCGCCAGGGAACCACACGGUGAUGGAGGAGGUGAGGAUGGACUCGAUGAUGUCUGAGUAGAACUACACCAGCAUUUCAGUCGGCACUUUCAGUAUUUUCAGUUGCCGCAGGAAGUACAUCCUCUGCUGGGCCUUCUUGAUGAGGGAGCUGAUGGUCGGCUCCCACUUGAGGUCCUGGGUGAUGGUGGUGCCCAGGAAACGGAUGGAGUCCACAAUGGAGACGGGGGUGGGAGAGUCAAUCAGGGUGAGGGGGGAUGGAGGGGCUGUGACUUUCCUGAAGUCCAUGAUCAUCUCCACUGUUUUCUGGGCGUUCAGCUCCAGGUUGUUGAGGCUGCACCAGGACGCCAGCCGGUCCACCUCUUUCCUGCAGGCGGACUCGUCGCCAUCCGAGAUGAGCCCGAUGAGAGUAGUGUCGUCCGCAAACUUGAGCAGCUUCACCGACUGGUGACUGGAGGUGCAGCAGUUUGUGUCAGGGAGAAGUGCCAGGAGGAAAUUACACAGCCCUGAGGAGUACCAGUGUUCGUGGUUCGACUGUACGAGACAAUCUUCCCCAGCCGCACGUGCUGUCUUCUGUCCGUCAGGAAGUCAUUGAUCCACCUGCAGAGGGAGUCGGGUACGCUGAGCUGGUAGAGCUUGUCUCGUAGCAGUCCAGGAAGGAUGGUGUUGAAGGCAGAGCUGAAGUUCACAAACAGGAUCCUUGCGUAGGUUCCUGGGGAGUCCAGAUGCUCCAGGAUGAAGUGGAGGGCCAGGUUCACUGCAUCAUCCACAGACCUGUUGGCUCUGUAGGCGAACUGCAGUGGGUCCAGGAGGGGGGCGGUGAUGUCCUUGAGGUGGGGCAGGACCAAACGUUCAAAGCACUUCAUGACCACAGACCUCAGCCCCACCGGCCUGUAGACAUUAAGUCCUGUGAUCCGAGCUUUCUUGGAGACAGGGACGAUGGGGGAGGUCUUGAAACAGGACGGCACGCGGCAUAGCUCCAGAGAGGUGUUAAAAAUAUCAGUGAAGACAGGAGCCAGCUGAUCCGCGCAGUGUCUCAAGGUGGAGGGAGAGACACCAUCAGGCCCGGUAGCCUUCCGCAUGUUCAGCUUCUAGAACUGCCGUCGUACAUCCUCCUCUUGGAUGGAGAGGGCCUUUUGUGAGGUCCUGUGAUGUUCUUGGAGUCUUUUAAUGACCUUGGAGUCCUUUAAGUCCUUUAAUGUAGUGCAGGA